Messenger RNA from Brassica rapa (field mustard), 1149 nucleotides. RefSeq lists its product as uncharacterized. Gene Ontology annotation, molecular function: nucleic acid binding; zinc ion binding. The record is from RefSeq and is a predicted model, not a curated record. Lineage: Eukaryota; Viridiplantae; Streptophyta; Magnoliopsida; Brassicales; Brassicaceae.
AUGGGAGACAUUGUUCCUGUGACCGUGAAACCUAAAGUAGGGAACUCUACGAUAAGUUGCCCCAUGCUAGACUCGGCAAACUACACUGUGUGGGCAAUCCAUAUGAAGCUUCUACUAAAGGUUUACAAAGUAUGGGAGAUCGUGGAAACAGAAUCAGUUGAGAGCGACAAGAACGACAUGGCUAUCGCUCUUAUUUUCCAAUCCAUUCCUGAAUCACUUAUCUUACAGGUUGGGGAGUUGACUACGGCGAAUAAAGUGUGGGUUGCUAUCAAAUCUCGCCACCUAGGAGCAGACAGGGUGAGAGAAGCUCGUUUGCAAACCCUAAAAGCAGAGUUUGAUCGUUUAAAGAUGAAGGAAACAGAAACCAUCGAUGACUUCGUCGGCAAGCUAUCAGAAAUAAGUUCCAAAUCUGCAUCGUUGGGUGAAAACAUAGAUCAAACAAAGAUGGUGAAGAAAUUUCUCUCAAGCCUGCCAAGGAAGAAAUUCAUACACAUUGUGGCGUCGUUAGAACAAGUUCUUAAUCUCAAUGACACCACGUUUGAGGAUAUCGUUGGACGACUAAAGGCUUAUGAAGAACGGAUAAGUGAAGACGAUGGAAGUGGUCAAGAAGAACAGAGCAAGUUGAUGUAUGCGAGUUCAGACAACCAGAACUACCAGUCGAACCGAGAGUAUAAUGGACGAGGUCGUGGAGGAAGAUACUAUGGUAGAGGCCGUGGAAGAGGAAGACAGUAUCGCGAAACAGAUCUGUCUAUAAUCACCUAUUUCAGGUGUGACAAAACCGGACACUUUGCAUCAGGAUGUCCAGAUAGAUUGUUGAAGCUUCAGGAGGCUUAUGAAAACAAGUCUGAGAAAGGUCAUGAUACGCAAGAGGCAGAUAGAUUACUAGUUCAUGAGGUUGUGUUCUUGAAUGAAAAGAAUGUGAAACCAAAGGAACUUGAAGUGAGCUCAGAGAAUGAUAGAGUGUGGUAUUUGGAUAAUGGGGCAAGCAACCACAUGACAGGAAGAAAGAAGUAUUUUAAAGCCAUUGAUGAGUCGAUAACAGGGAAGGUGCGCUUCGGAGAUGACUCGAGGAUUGACAUCAAAGGCAAAGGUUUUGUACUCUUCAUCACUCAGGACGGUUCAAAGAAACUACUAGCUGACGUCUACUAA